UUACAUUGGGUUUGGAGAACCAGGAAGAGUCUUUGAAGCUGAAACUCAAGGACUGUGGGUCUAAUGUUAAAGAUAUUUCAAUAAAAUUGGAUGGAGGUGCAUCUUGGCUUUAUCAAGGGUAUGGAAAUAUCCGUAUUAGAUUCUCAUGAAGGAUCAUUGAGAAAGAGGAUAUUGAGAAGACCACCUUUUGGAAACUUGCUGAGUAUCAUAAUUUUAUUGAAAGCCCUAUAUAGUCCACACAACAUCUCCGCUCUUCAUCCUUUUUUCUUAACUAAAAAUUGUACAAGAAAUACCCAAAUCAUGACAUGAACUGGAAUUUAUCUUUAUCUUCUCCUCCAGUUGUGGAGAUUUCAAAAUCAGAAAGCAGGUGCCAACAUAUUUGCAUACAUGACAAUUGAUGUUUUGGAAGAAGAUGAAGUAAUACCAAUGGCAUGCAUAUCAUUGGUAAUUCAAGGUACUGGCCUGGUCAAAAUCAAAGGAAACAACUUCGUAGGUUCUAUCAGAUUGAAUGACUUUCAAAUGUCAUCGAAAUGGAGCAACAUUGGAAAUCUGCGGAUGUACCUCAUUCAGCCAGUUGUGUGGACACUUAUUGAAACCAUCUUCUUGCCAUAUGCAAAUGCACGCCUCAGUAGGGGGUUACCUUUGCCCAUCAUUCAUGGUUUCAUCUUACAAAACGCAGAGAUAAUCUUGUCAACUUCAGGACUUGCAGUUUGCAGUGAUGUAGCUUUUGCAGAUUCAAACAAGCGUUUUCUUCAAUUAAACUGAGUACAUAAAAAGAGUGUAUGGUUAUUGAUCAUGGAAUGUAAAUAGUUCAAAUCAGAAAUCAAGAUGAUGCAUCUACUUGUGCAUUCUUAUUUCAUUUGUUAAUUGCUACUUGCUAGGAAAUUGGGCAACCAUCUGUACAAACUUUGAUUCAAAUACUUGCACCGCCAGUUAUCAUGUAAGAAGUAGAGGUUUAUCAAA
This is a messenger RNA of Glycine soja, 963 nucleotides long. Its product is annotated as putative BPI/LBP family protein At1g04970. Lineage: Eukaryota; Viridiplantae; Streptophyta; Magnoliopsida; Fabales; Fabaceae. The record is from RefSeq and is a predicted model, not a curated record. Gene Ontology annotation, molecular function: lipid binding. Bases 388 to 765 code for a protein of 125 amino acids. The transcript is spliced from 3 exons.